GGUGGGUGACGUCGCCGCCCGUUGUGUGACGCAAGCACGCAGCGGCCGGGUGAUAAGCGGCGGCUGAGAAGCGGUGGCAGAACGGGACCUGCGCAGCAGUUUUGAAAGAUGACUUCUAGGAAGAAAGUGCUGUUGAAAGUCAUUAUUUUGGGAGAUUCAGGGGUGGGGAAGACCUCGCUGAUGAACCAGUAUGUCAACAAAAAGUUCAGUAACCAGUAUAAGGCGACGAUAGGGGCAGACUUUCUAACAAAGGAGGUGAUGGUUGAUGAUCGAUUGGUGACUAUGCAGAUUUGGGAUACAGCAGGGCAAGAGAGGUUCCAGUCGCUGGGAGUGGCGUUCUACAGAGGAGCUGACUGCUGUGUGUUGGUCUUUGAUGUGACCGCUCCCAACACGUUCAAAACUCUCGAUAGCUGGAGGGACGAGUUUCUCAUUCAAGCCAGUCCACGAGAUCCUGAAAACUUCCCCUUUGUUGUCCUUGGAAACAAGAUAGACUUAGAAAAUAGACAAGUCACCACAAAAAGGGCACAAGCAUGGUGUCAGAGUAAAAAUAACAUCCCCUACUUUGAAACCAGCGCAAAGGAAGCAAUAAAUGUGGAACAGGCUUUUCAAACCAUUGCAAGGAAUGCACUUAAACAGGAAACUGAAGUGGAACUCUACAACGAAUUCCCAGAGCCAAUCAAACUAGACAAGAACGACCGAGCGAAGACUUCAGCAGAGAGUUGCAGCUGCUGAACGGAGUCAGCAUUGGCAGCGACUCCACGAACCAGGCCUUCAACACCAGUCUGUUCCCCCUUCUCAGCCACAAGCCAAGAACUUCAUUGCGCACCUUACAUCGCGCGCCCACAAACCCGCACACAGGAACCACGCUGCAUCAGACUUGCAGAAUUCUUAUCAGUAGUUUUCAUCAAAAAAGAAACUUAAUGUACACUGAAUUUAUUAUCAGUCAAACUUUUACAGAGCAGUAAUUAAUUAAUUUUCCAACUUUUUAAAAAGUUUUUUUGUGCGCGUCUGAAGACUGGGGAAAUUGGCUACGGUUUUCCUGUGAUCCUCUUGCAACUUCCUGUGUUGAACCGAUUUCUUCACCAGGUGUAAAGCCAUCCAAACGCUGACGUUUCCCCCCCCUCCCCCACCACACACUUAUCCAGUCACUUAGUCUAGCGUAAUGCCUCCCAGCUCCAGAGGGGGAAGUGUUUUAUCAUGAAUUGUACUUUGAACAGAUUCGAGUGUAAAUGUUAAUCUUUAAAAAAAGGUUUCUGUACAAAUGGGUAACAGCUGUUGGAAUUGCAUGACCAGUAUACAAACAGAAUUCCGAUUUAUUGGCAGUUUAAACUGAUUUGGGGGAUUAAAAAGUAACUUUAGCCCAGUAUCCUGUAACCAAGGCUCCUCCAGCCUGCUUAAUCUGUGCAUCUGACAGGGGGUGGGUGUCCUUCAAUUUAAGUGUUCUUAAAUUAUCAAAUGAUUUACUUAUCUAGCUUUGAUGUGCUGUAUUAGCAGAAAUCAGUAUUUUAUAAACUUGGGUAGAAGUUUUUUUUGUCCCAUGAAUUAGAUCCGUUGCAGUAACCAGUUUUUUCCAAACAAACUGUCAAUUCAUGUCCGGCACUAGUGACAAAAUUGCCAAAGUUACUGGUCUUGCUUGUAGCUUGCAUAAUUACAGCACUUCAGUGUAUUUUUUGAAAGGUUUACAUUCUAGUAAGUAGGACGCGUUCUUAUGUAAUCAUGCGGUAAAUUACAAUAAAUAGUUCAGAACAAAAA
Molecule: messenger RNA, 1752 nt
Organism: Callorhinchus milii (elephant shark)
Lineage: Eukaryota; Metazoa; Chordata; Chondrichthyes; Chimaeriformes; Callorhinchidae
Gene: rab7a
Product: RAB7a, member RAS oncogene family
Exons: 6
Coding region: 109-732 (207 amino acids)
Biological process (GO): phagosome-lysosome fusion; endosome to lysosome transport
Cellular component (GO): lysosome; phagocytic vesicle; late endosome
Molecular function (GO): GTPase activity; GTP binding
Source: RefSeq, a predicted model, not a curated record